AUGCUAGAAAUUCCAGACUUGUUAUGCAUAUUUUUACAGUCGCGCUCUUCUGAUUACAUUGACUCUGUCGGUAAGACUGCAAACCGACGCUUCAGUCAAGGCACAAGGUCUGACGCUGGGACCCGCGUUUCUCCACAUAUGAACGAUUUUGCUCAAGGUCUGGCUGGUGUUGGACCAAACCGAGUCAAGUGGAUUGAGAUGCCUCAAGUCGUCGAUACUGGACUGGCUACUAACAUGUCGUCGAUCGAGAAAAGUCACCAAGAAGUAGGCGGUAUAAAUGCUCAUCAGAUAAUAGAUUAA
Molecule: messenger RNA, 300 nt
Organism: Protopolystoma xenopodis
Lineage: Eukaryota; Metazoa; Platyhelminthes; Monogenea; Polystomatidea; Polystomatidae
Source: the annotation of a GenBank genome assembly